CGGGAGGAUCGGAAAGGUUAAAAAUGAGAAGGAAUUUAUCUCCAGGAAGCUCAAUCAUGGCACACCAGUUUUGUUGUCUCUGUCCAGAUAUUUAAGAAGUGGGGCGAGGGAUUCAAUCGACCAUCCUUCCUGCUCAGACUGUGGGGAGGGAUUCACUCGAUCAUCCUUCCUGCUCAGACUGUGGGGAGGGAUUCACUCCGUCAUCUGACCAACUGGCACGCCCGUCAUUUUACACAGGAGAGAGGCCAUUCACCUGCUCAGACAGUGGGAAUGUAUUCACUCGGUCAUCACAAUUGAAGGUACAUCAGCACAUUCACACUGGGCAAGGCCAUUCACCUGUACUGUGUGUGAGAAAGGAUUCAGUCAGUCUUCCCACCUGUGGACACACCAGUCAGAUCACUCUGGGCAAAGGCUGGUGAUCUGCUGAAUAUCUGGGAAAGGAUUCACUCAGUCAUCUGACCUAAUGGCACACCAGCGUGUUCACACUGGGCUGAGGCCGUUCACCUGCUCACAAUGUGGGAAGGGAUUCACUCAGUCAUCCCACCUGCACAGUCACAAACGAGUUCACACUGGGGAGAAGCCAUUCACCUGCUCAGUCUGUGGGAAGGGAUUCACUCAGUCAUCCACACUACAGAGUCAUCAGCGAGUUCACACUGGAGAGAGGCCAUUCACCUGCUCAGAGUGUGGGAAGGGAUUCACUCGGUCAUCCCAACUACUGGCACACCAGCAAGUUCACACUGGGGAGAGGCCGUUCACUUGCUCAGAAUGUGGGAAGAGAGUCACUGAUUCAUCUGCCCUACAGAGACAUCAGCGAGUUCACACUGGGGAGAAGCCGUUCACCUGCUCAGAAUGUGGGAAGAGAUUCACUGAUUCAUCCACCCUACAGAAGCAUCAGCGAGUUCAUACUGGGGAGAAGCCGUUCACCUGCUCAGAAUGUGGGAAGAGAUUCACUCAAUUAUCCAAUCUACAGAGACAUCAUCGAGUUCACACUGGGGAGAAGCCGUUCACCUGCUCAGUCUGUGGGAAGAGAUUCACUGAUCCAUCCACACUACUGAGUCAUCAGCGAGUUCACACUGGGGAGAAGCCAUUCACCUGCUCAGAAUGUGGGAAGGAAUUCACUCGGUCAUCCUACCUACAGAGUCAUCAACAAGCUCACACUGGAGAGAAGCCGUUCACCUGCACAGAAUGUGGGAAGAAAUUCACUUGGUCAUCCACACUACAGAGUCACCAGCGAUUUCACACCGGGGAGAAAUCGUUCAUCUGCUCAGACUGUGGGAAGGGAUUCACUGACUCUUCCACCCUACAGAGACAUCAGCGAGUUCACACUGGGGAGAAGCCAUUCACCUGCUCAGAAUGUGGGAAGGGAUUCACUCAGUCAUCCCACCUACUGGAACACAAGUUAGUUCACUCUGGGGAGAAGCCGUUCACCUGCGCAGAAUGUGGAAAGAGAUUCGCUCACUCAUCCAACCUACAUAGUCAUCAGCGAGUUCACACUGGGGAGAAGCCGUUCACCUGCUCAGAAUGUGGGAAGAGAUUCACACACUCUUCCACCCUUCAGAGACAUCAGCGAGUUCACACUGGGGAGAAGCCGUUCACUUGCUCAGAAUGUGGGAAGGCAUUCACUCAGUCAUCCCACCUACUGGCACACCAGUCACGAGUUCACACCGGGCAGCGGCUGUUCGCCUGCUCAGACUGUGGGAAGGGAUUCACUUGCUCAUCUAAACUGAAGGUACAUCAGCGAGUUCACACUGGGGAGAGGCCAUUCACCUGCUCAGACUGUGGGAAGGGAUUCACUUGCUCAUCCACACUGAAGGCACACCAGCGAGUACACACAGGGGUGUGGCCGUUCACCUGCUCAGAAUGUGGGAAGGGAUUCAGUCAGUCAUCUGAUCUACAAAAACACCAGCGAGUUCACACUGGGGAGAGGCCGUUCAUCUGCUCAGACUGUGGGAAGGGAUUCAGUCAUUCAUCCACCCUACACAGUCACCAACGAGUUCACACUGGGGAGAGGCCAUUCACCUGCUCAGAUUGUGGGAAAGGAUUCAGUCAUUCAUCCACCUUACAGAGACACCAGCGAGUUCACACUGGGGAGAAGCCAUUCACCUGCUCAGAAUGUGGGAGGGGAUUCACUCAGUCAUCUGAUCUACAAAACCACCAGCGAGUUCACACUGGGGAGCGGCCAUUCACCUGCUCAGUCUGUGGGAAGGGAUUCACACAGUCGUCCAAACUAUUGGCACACCAGUCAGUUCACACUGGGGAGCGGCCAUUCACCUGCUCAGACUGUGGGAAAGGAUUCACGCUGUCAUCUAAUCUACUGAGACACCAGCGAGGUCACACUGGGUAAAGGCCUGCUCAGUCUUUGGGAAGAGAUUCUCUCGGCCAUCUCCACCAAAUGUGUAUGAUUGUCAAGUCAAAUUUGAGUUUCAGGAAGGUAUCAAGGAAGAGCAAGAAUUCACUGGCAGAGAGGACGGAACCUACUGCCUGAGGGCGGUUUCUGCCCAGAACAUUUGGGCGGACCCCGCAGCGUCACAGUGGCAGUCCGAGAGCAGCGUCACAACCCGCGGUAAGUUGCCGAACUUUAAAUAAUUGUUGAGACUGUUUCAGGGGAAGGAACACUGCUGUCACUGCGUUUGGUUUAACUCCGCCAUCGGGAUCAUCGCAUGCAGGCACUUCUUGAAAAUGGCGCAAGGGUUCACCCAGUUUGGAACCAUAACGGUCCAGUAGAGAAACGGAGGUGCAGGUCCGAAAUUGUCUCCGAAGUCCGAGAGGCAGCCAGUUUUUCACCUAAUCCUAAUGCUAAUGCUAAUGCUAAUGCCACUGCCUUAUGACUAACCUUGACUAGACUAAUGACUGACAUGACUGAUUAUUUAUGACUACUGACUAAUAACUAAGAACUAUGAAAUGCCACACUUGUGAAAAUAAAAAUAAAAAAUGGAAAAGAAGGAAAGUUGUUUGGUCAUUGAAUGGAAUCCGGUUAAAACCUUCGGGUAUUCAGUCCCGUUCGAGUGUGGAAGCUGCACAUGUGCAAAGGGAGCAGUGAAAAUACUGCUUGACAAAACUGUUUGACUCGGAAACUGGAGGACCAGGAAACAGAAAUCUGUGAGCUUUGAGCUGGGACAGCAAGAGCAAUAAACUGUAGUCCUGAAAAAGGAAGGAAGGAGAAAGGAGGAUGCUGAAAUACUAACACCAACGGCGUUGGGCUUUUCCUCCAAUUUUCCCACGCCAGCCAUCAGACUGAAACCGACGGCCCUUCCCAAGUUUCCUGGCAGCAGACGUGAUUUUCACAGGUGGAGAAAGGACUGGGACGCACUCCAGAGGCAGGG
Molecule: messenger RNA, 3323 nt
Organism: Hypanus sabinus (Atlantic stingray)
Lineage: Eukaryota; Metazoa; Chordata; Chondrichthyes; Myliobatiformes; Dasyatidae
Product: oocyte zinc finger protein XlCOF6-like
Exons: 3
Coding region: 464-2344 (626 amino acids)
Biological process (GO): regulation of transcription by RNA polymerase II
Molecular function (GO): DNA-binding transcription factor activity; RNA polymerase II cis-regulatory region sequence-specific DNA binding
Source: RefSeq, a predicted model, not a curated record